This is a messenger RNA of Nasonia vitripennis (jewel wasp), 3542 nucleotides long. Its product is annotated as BTB/POZ domain-containing protein KCTD3. The record is from RefSeq and is a predicted model, not a curated record. The transcript has 11 exons. Lineage: Eukaryota; Metazoa; Arthropoda; Insecta; Hymenoptera; Pteromalidae. Gene Ontology annotation, biological process: protein homooligomerization. Gene Ontology annotation, molecular function: protein binding. Bases 1110 to 3206 code for a protein of 698 amino acids.
AGAAGUGGGGAUAGAACAGCUCCUUUUAGCUCGCAGUCCCGGAGCCGACUGAGCUGGACUGAUGGAUCGAACCUCGUUAUAUAAAUAUUCGUUGAAGGCUGGUCAGGAGUGGAGAGAAGAAAUUUCGCAACCAAAACAAAAACAAAUGUUAGUAUCAAAGAAUAAAUCAUUGUGUUCUCAUAGACGAUUAAGUCAAGGAUCUGAUUUACGUUAAUUACAAUAUUGAACUAUAAACCAAUAAAAUUUUAAGAUAUUAAUAUAUGCCUCUAAAUCUACGAGUCGAUACGUUUGUAAACAAAGCAAAGUCAAGGAGGCAUCAAGUAGUUAGUUGUUGAGGAGUGGGGAGCCCCUUUCAACUCGGUAUUCCAGAACUAACUUGGCUGGACUGCCGCUCGAGGGAUCCUUAUAUACCCUUCGUCGAAGGCUGGUCAGUGGUGGGGGAGCCGAAAGCUCUUUCCAACUUGCGUUCCCAGAGCCGACUGAGCUGGACUGACGCUCCAGGGCGCCUAAUAUAUACCCUUCGGCAAAGGCUGGUCAGUGGUGGGGGGAGCGGGUAGCUCUUUUUAACUUACGGUCCCAUUAGAGCCGGCUAUAUUUUUUAUACAGACAAGUUACGUGCCUCAGCUUAUGUGAUUGCGACAUUAAAUCAGCAAAUUGGAAUAAUUAAAAAAUUCUUUACCCCCUUCCCCAUAGUAAGGGCAAAAACCUUUUUUAUUUAUGAAUUUUCGUUUUUUUCAUUUCUUGACUAAGACACGUGGGGUAUUUUUUCGUCUUAUUACAUAUAUGGAUUUUCGAAAUUACUAAUAACUAAAGUGCAAAAUCUACACGAAAUCUUCUAUUAUAUAUACUUACGCUUUCUGUCUCUGUCGCUCCCGCGGGUUCAUCAUAUUGCAUCAUCGUCGAUAUAGGCAAGAUGCGCCGCUCGGUCUGCGCACAUGUAGAUCGUCGUCGACAACAUGUCGUGCAUCAGCGAGCUCGUUGUUUCUCGCUCGCUGAUCUGACAUCUAAUACUUAGAUAUAUUCCGGGAAUAGUCAUGCCCUCCUGUCUGGAAACGUGACCAUGAAGCCAAGAUUCGGUGCUUCAGGAACAUCAUCAGAGUCCUAACAUCAUGGCCGUGUCGCACACCCUUGGAAUGGGUGAGAUCGUCCACCUCAAUGUUGGCGGUACGAGGUUUUCGACCUCUCGUCAAACUCUGUCAUGGAUCCCUGACUCAUUCUUUACUGCAUUGCUGAGUAAUCGCAUUGCUAGUAGAAGAGAUGAGAAUGGAGCGCUGUUUAUCGACAGAGAUCCAAAGAUUUUUUCAGUCAUUCUCAACUAUCUGCGAACUAAAGAUAUUGAUCUGAAAAGUGUAAAUAUUCGCACGUUAAGGCAUGAAGCUGAGUAUUAUGGCAUAACUCCACUGGUUAAAAGACUGAUGCUCUGUGAAGAUUUAUCCCAAUCUUCAUGUGGGGAUGUUUUGUUUUAUGGUUAUUUGCCACCUCCAAACAUUCCACUGCAAGAGCCUACUAGCGUAUCUGCGAGUAUUAGUGAUGUGUCUGUACAUGGUAGACCAUCAGGAGCUACUUCAACGCCUCCUCCUAGAGCUGAAACGCCAUCAACAUCGCAACCUACAGCUAAUGCUAAUAAUUCUCCUGCUCAAGCUUCGAAUUCCAAUAAUUAUCGAGUCCCACCAAGGGGACAUCCUCAUUCUCGCACACCAUCCCUUGAUCUUAGGCAUGUUAGAAAUAGUUCAGCAGACUUGAAUAAGUUAUUUAAAAACGAUAUAGGGCUGGUAUUUAGUCCACAAACUGUUUCAGGAUGGGCAGAUCCUCUAAGAGUUCAAAUAAUCAAAGCCCAUCACAAUUGGAUCGCGAUAGCGUAUGCACAUUUUAUAACUUGUUACCGACUAAAGGAUUCAUCUGGUUGGCAACACGUAUUUACCAGUCCACACGUUGAAUCUGUGAUCGAACGAGUCGCAAUAAACGCAAAAAUGGGCAUCGGUGCUGAUGGCAAAAUGGUGGCUAUUUCCUAUGGCAGUCAAGUAAGACUGUGGUGUGUCACUGAAGAUGGAAUAAAAACGAAUAUCGGUACAUUUAAUUUAAAUGUAAGGGUGGAGUAUUUGUUUUUCAUUGGCAGUCAGUUAGUAGCAUUGUCACCGACCGGCAAAAUUGGAGUUUGGCAUGCAAUGACUCAUCACUGGCAGAUUCAAGAUGUAGUAUCAAUAUCAUCUUUUGAUACUGCAGGAUCUUUCCUGUUACUUGGAUGCAAUAAUGGAUCCAUCAACUACAUUGAUAUGCAGAAAUUUCCACUCAGGAUGAAGGACAAUGAUUUGUUGGUAACUCAACUGUACAGAGAUCCAAGUCACGAUCCCAUUACAGCUAUAUCAGUGUACUUAACACCAAAAACAACACAAGGUCUUUGCGGGAAUUGGAUUGAGAUAGCUUAUGGUACAAAGUCAGGAAGUGUGAGAGUGAUUGUGCAGCAUCCGGAAACAGUCGGUCAUGGGCCUCAACUUUUCCAGACGUUUACUGUGCAUCAGAGCAGCGUCACCAAGGUAACGCUAUCCGAAAAAUAUUUAGUAUCAGUAUGCUCGGAGUACAAUCACGUGAGGAGUUGGGCUGUCACGCGAUUCCGAGGCAUGAUAUCCACACAGCCUGGUUCGACGCCCGAGGCCAGCUUCAAAAUUGUUUCUCUAGAUGCCGUCGAACCGUGUAUUAGCUAUAACGCUGGAAACGAUUUCGGACCCUUCGGCGAGCAAGACGACGAACAGGUGUUCGUGCAAAAAGUAGUCCCUGAAACGGACCAGCUAUUUGUGCGACUAGCCUCGAACGGCAAACGUGUCUGCGUGAUACAGUCGAUAGACGGAAGCGUGAUCACAUCAUUUUGCGUGCAUGAGUGCGAGGGCUCUAGUCGCAUGGGCUCACGACCGAGACGGUUCAUAUUUACGGGACACUCGAACGGCGCUAUCCAGAUGUGGGAUCUCACGACAGCACUCGAUCCGUCCUUUUGUGCGUUGUCAGCCAAAGAAUUCUCUGGAGGACCCACACCGGAGGAACUGUGGAAAUUGCUGGAUCAAUGUGAUUUGAGUAACAGCCACUGUUCAACGCCGUGCAUCAGUCCGUCUCCGUCUUUGAUUGCAUCUGGGCCACGAAUAAAGGCGAGCAACGUCUUAUUUUUAAACCAAUCGCAAAAUUCGAGUUCAUCAGCAGGACCAAGCCAAUCUUAAAAAGAGACAUUUGCAUUUAUUUCUCUGCGUUUAUUUUUAUAUGUACAUAGGAACGUAAGUUUGAUGUUUUAAGACUUUUACAUUGCUGUCGACUGUCGAGUUUACAGUUAGGUAUAAUCGACAAAUUACAUAAAAUUUUGUCGAGGGAUGAAUAAUUAUUCCUAAAUAUCGUUAUGUUUGAAAAAGGUUCGAGCUUUAUGAAAUCGCAUUAUUGUUAUAACAAUAAUUAUCACUGUGAUCUAAAUCAGUAAUACUGUUUAAUGGGACUUUCAAUAUUAAGUAAUCUCUUUGUAAAUGAUAUCGAAUACAACAAUUGUCAAAGUAAAUACUUCCAAA